This is a messenger RNA of Phanerochaete carnosa HHB-10118-sp, 456 nucleotides long. RefSeq lists its product as uncharacterized. The annotation marks the transcript as partial. Lineage: Eukaryota; Fungi; Basidiomycota; Agaricomycetes; Polyporales; Phanerochaetaceae. The transcript is spliced from 2 exons. The record is from RefSeq and is a predicted model, not a curated record.
AGGCGAAAGCGUGAGCAAAACCAAGCUCAGGCUGCAGCUGCCAAAGAGUCAGGCAAGAAUACUCUGACAAAUCAUCUCACUACUGCUCCAACCUACACUUUCAUCACUCUGAAGCCAGUCACUAUCGACAUCUCCAAACAUACAGCUGUCGACUUUGCCCACAUCUUCACACCAAAGUUUGCUGCCACCCUCAAGAGGUUCAACGUCCUCGAAACACUCAACUGUCCAGACAUUCUCACUGAUGACAUCAGCGCCGUCUUCAAACUUUGCAAUUGCCUCACUCACCUCGACCACACUCUCAAAAAUGUGUCCUGUGUGAUCAGCAUUGAAGAGUGGAAUUGCUGGGACUCAGGUUUAAAGGAGAUCAGCAGGAUUUUGUUCAAAGGACUUCAGCACAACCGAGUCCGAGUUUUUAAAGCGCUUCAUGCGGUUUGGAACAAUGGGUAUUUCAACUAG